AUGCCGCCAAAUCGAUUCGCUGCUAUUGCAGCGGAGGAACAAGUGACGAAUCUUCGUACGGAGUUUGAAGAAUUUGUGGCUAAGUCCUCUGCUAAUGUGAAGCUGGUGGAGGAAAAUGUUACGAUGAUGCGAGGGGAGCUAGCGCAGAUUAACGCUACUAUGACGCAGUCGAUCAAAGCGAAUGAGGAUAUGAUGAAGAUGAUGUUCACGAUGUUCGAGAAGAAGUUUGUGGCGCUGGAGGCAAGAUUCUCCGAUGGUGAGCUAAAUCCUGAACUACUGGAGGAAUCUGCAUCCUGCAAGGGUAAAAAUCACUUACCUCACUCAAUUUGUUCUUGUUAUGGUGGUAAAUUGGGUAAAAUUGAGGAGAAUUGUAGUAUUACUAAACCUAAUUACACUCAGAAAUCAGUAAUUGAUGUAAAAGAGGUGGGAGAGGAAUUAGGCAUAGGAAGGAGUUAUAAUGCAGGUGGCAAGGUGGCUGUUCAGAAUGAUAAGAAAGGAGGAUAUGUUUGCAAAAUGGAGCAUAUUAAUCUGAUAAUUGUGGAUAAUGAUGUGGACUUGGAUAAGGUGCAUUGGCUGGGUGAGGAAUUGGGAGGUGGAUGCAAGGAAAUGGAAAUUUCUUCAGUUCCAUUGCAUACUAUAUCUUGCUGGGAAGAGUGUUGGGCUCUAGAAGUAGAAGAAGCACAGCCAAGGAAAUUGAUUAUCAUCAUUGGAUAUAUCAAUGGUGAAAUGGUUAGAAUUCUUGUGGAUACUGGUGCUGUGAGGAGCUUUAUUGACAAUCAGCUAGCUAUUAAGUUGGGAUUGGACAGAAAAGUGUGUCAAAUUGAAUUGUCAAGGGGAGGGAGAAGAUUUAUGUUGCAAGGCCAUUCCUUGGAAGCUGAGGAUGAGAUACAGGAGAUAAUGAGAAAUGUUGUACCUUUAAAAAGGCCAAGGAUGGAGGCUCAUUUCUCUUUUUUUGAUAAGAGAAUGAAGUGGUUUGAUCCUAACCCACCUUUCACUAAGAAUGUAGAGAUUUCUGCAGUAAGUGGAGAUGGAAGCGAUGAAAUCCCCAGAAUUGCAGUGGAGAAGGGUUCGUACUUCGGACGGCAAUCUAUUCUGGAAAACAGGGGAAGGCCACCAAAACGAUUAAUUAACACAAACUAA
Molecule: messenger RNA, 1140 nt
Organism: Oldenlandia corymbosa var. corymbosa
Lineage: Eukaryota; Viridiplantae; Streptophyta; Magnoliopsida; Gentianales; Rubiaceae
Source: the annotation of a GenBank genome assembly